Molecule: messenger RNA, 2919 nt
Organism: Hypoxylon fragiforme
Lineage: Eukaryota; Fungi; Ascomycota; Sordariomycetes; Xylariales; Hypoxylaceae
Exons: 2
Coding region: 101-2797 (898 amino acids)
Cellular component (GO): Sin3-type complex
Source: RefSeq, a predicted model, not a curated record
UUCGCCUCGUUAGCCUCGUUAGCCAUGUCUUCGUUAUCUAAUCCCUGUACGCCAUGAACUUGGGAGGAAAACUACAAAAUCGAGGGUCAGUAGUGCAGCUAUGUCGUUGCGACCGCUCGUAUCCUCGAAUGAUCUUAAACUUCACCGAGACGACACACCCGCCCUUAUGAAGCCUUCACCACAAAAGAACCUCUCCACGAACCAGUUGGAUGGAUCGGCCACUUCCUCCGACACAAGGCAUACCACCCCUGCCCACACCCCUUCGCCUGCUCCUCAGCGCCGACAUGUCAUUAUUCCUGAUCCCGUAGCUUUUAGAUAUCUAGAAGACGACUCCUGUGUCACCAUCGUCGAACGAAGAAAGGAACUCCAAGGUUACGAAUUAUACCUAGUCGAACAAUGGGCUUGCUCCCGGCAGUCCCCUACCCUUGUCAUCGUCACAUAUACAGGAGAUGAAAAGCAUGUCGUCGUCGUCGGUGUAUUGGCUGUCCCAGCCGAUGAAAAGGCUUGGUCCCCCAAGUUGCGCCUCUAUUUCAAAGCCAUCCAGCAGUACCAUGCCCGACCUAAGGAGACAAGCCUGGGAGAGCUGAUGGUGACCAACCUGAGUGGCUUUCCAUCAGCCUUGACUGUCAUACUAGUACCCGACGGCGACAUAAAGCAGCAUCGGAAGGAAUUUAUCGUCAAUGAGGAUCUAAAGAGACUGGGGUGUUCUGGCCGAUCUGGCAUGACUUUGUCCGAACCUACUGGGGCCGCCAAGGCCAAAUUCUAUCAGCUGUACAAAACUACCGACAAGAUUCCGUUUUCUGAUGCCGUCAUCGAGUUGGUCAAGAUGUGCCAAGUAGCUCUUUUACUAUUUGGAAAACUAGAGCAGGUCUAUAUCGACGGACUUCUAUGCGACAUGACCGAAACAGCCAUCGGGGAUUGGUGGACGGAGAUUGGGGCAGAAUACUACAAUAUAGAACCGACAGAUGGCAUAUUGGGUCCAACGACUGUUGUUGCCUUACUUGGAUUACUAAUGGGUGCUCGGAACAGGCUCAGCUAUUUCGGGGCACCGGUGCCUAAAGAUGUCUUCGACAUUGAUGCCAUAGAGCGCGGCAUCUCGAAUUUCCAGAAAUAUCAGAAGAUGGAAAGGAAUCGUCGAUUGGAUCGACAAACAAUGCAUAAGCUUCACACAGUAACUGCAAAAGCAGCUGCAGGCGACGUGUGGGGAGUACAGAAGGCUGUCAAAUCGACUGUGAGUGAAAUAGGUGGGAAACGUGGUGAGAUCGUUCUCGGGAUGGUUGGUGGACGCGACAAGGGAGGAAUCGGGGACAUCGAAACUCUGGAUCUUGACAAGUUCAUCAGCCUAGCCUCCGGAGGACGCGCGAAGUGGCUAUGGCUUGGAAAGCCUAAACGUUCAACUGCCGAUAAUCACGAGAAGCCCAUACCCGAUAUGAACAAUAUUCUGUUCGGCAAAGAAGAUACGUCCAGCCAAGCCAAGAGGACACACUCAGCGCCUAUAGAAGACGAAGCACGAGAGGAUAACUCAGGUGUCUAUUCUACCACUGCGCCUGGAUCUGCGGUUAGUGUAGCAGACAGUCCAGGGGAGAAGGAUGCCGUUCGGCGUGGCGUAUUCAAAAGCGUUGCUCGAGAUGCUCGCUCAGGUUUGGGGCGAAUAAAAGAUGCGAUGUACAGUGGAGGCGGUCUACGAGGCCAUGCUAGCCGGCCAUCGAAGGACGAGUCAUCGGAAACCACAGUGUCUGGGCCGCGGUAUUCUUCUCUAACAGAUUCCUCGGCAGGGAUUGUAGCAACCCCAAGUCCUGCCCCAGGUCAGAUUGGUAGGGCGUUCACCUGGAAGAACAAACCUGAAGAAUAUUCCAAUGGCCUGAGGAGAGAUAAAGGGAUCGAAUCUGCGCCUGCCUCUGUAAAUUUGUUGGAAUCCGAGAGCACACUCCCGAAGGAAUCUCGAUUAUCACGUCAUCUGAACGGGGAUAUCCGAAAGGCACCCAACGGUGAGAUAAAGCCUGUAUCCAACGCUACCGAAAUGCGAAACGAAGUCACUGCGAUGGUAGAAUCUUCGGUAGCGGAUUCGAUUGUGGCAGAGAGCGAUCUACAAGGGCCGUUCUUCGAGGCAGAACAACAUUUUAGCACUGUCUUGUCCAGUUUGUCUAGACGGCAUAGCAUUGGGGUUUCACGGCCCCCGGAGCGCUCCUCUCCGAAUGAAGCUCGGUGGGCUAGAAGGCUAUCUUUUGGGGAUGCCGAAGAAGCAGUUCUUCGAUGGGAGGAGGUAACCGAUCUUAGCCAGGAUGAAGAACUAGACAGCAUGGCAACAACAGACAAACACACUUACCUUACAGAGCUAGCAAGGAGCCUGUAUGUGAAUAUCCUGGAUGUUAAGCAGGGUAUUGAACCAUGGGUCGACACAAAGAUUAGAUCAAUCGAAGAGCUCGACGACCACUACGCACAGCAACAAGAGGAGUUGCAACAACUUUAUUACCAACGGACCGAAGCAUACAAGAGGGCCAAGGAACACUCGCAGGAGACGAUGGGGCAGCAAAGUGGACAAAUUAGGGAAGCACUUAAGGAAGUGGAAAUCCAGGCAGCCAAGCUGGAAUACGAGAUUAGCGCUCUCGUCUCCCGGGUCCAAGAUGUCGAAGACGGAGUGUCACAAUUCGAGAUACAGGUAGAUGACGUCGAACGGAGAGCCGACGAGCUGAAGGUGCAGCUGGAGACGGAGAGCUGGCUGCAUUGGGCCGUACGGACUCUGACAGGCAUUGGGACAGGUCCCAAUAUCACGAGGCCACGACGGCAACAGCAAUAGCAAGCAGUAAUGAUUGUACUUGUUCGUUUACCUUUCUUCUCUUGUUUGACCCGACGUACAGCAUAUCCAUUUUUAUCUUCUUCUUUCUUUCUAAUUUGUCUCUUCUUUUCCCCCCUCAGUUU